AUGAUCACUGCUGGCUUGAAGACACUGCCACCUGUUGGUGAGUUCCCGCAGACGCAUGAACUCCUUGAGCAACAUGUUGUCGGGAUUAGAAGCAGGAAGCCCCUUCCAGCUGGUAUUUUGGCAGGACUCGCUGUGGCGGCGUACGCUGCAUCUUGCCGUCAGGGCAGGUUUCGGUCAAAAAGGCGACCAACAGCAGCUUUUUCCAAGGCCUUGGCCAGAUCCGACACAUCGCGGCAUGAAGGGGUGACUGAGCUGGUUGUGGAUGGAGAUGCGCUCUCCAUGGACUUCAUACUUGGAGCUGUUGACCACUUGCGUUCUGAGUCUGCGCGGGUGCAAACUACAAUUUUCGCCGAGCCUGGAAGGAUGAACAACAAAGCGUGGAAAGACCUGAUAAGCCGGCGUGGAUUCGAGUUCAAGUCUGUGCGCCGCUAUGGCCUGUACGAAGAACCUAACGAUCGAGCGGUAAAGCAACACUUGCGCACUCUAGCCACUAAAGCUGGGACGGGUCGUGUUGCCCUGCUCGCUGCAGAUGAUGAUUUUGUCCAGGACAUGCGGAAGAUAGUCCUGACAGGGAAAGAGGCCUUGAUUUUCACAUCAUCGAAGUAUUAUGGGUUAGCGCAGAAAUACAAGCAGGCUGGAGUAUUGGUUGUGCCACUGGAUCCUGACAAAAAGAUCACAUAUAAGGUGAGAGCGGUCCUACAGUCUGACGGCACAGGAUUUGUGCAACAUUGCAGCCCUAUCCCUCACAGAUCAUUGCCCCAAGAAGUUGCCGUCCUCACAGAAUUUAUGUCAAGCGCCGGAUAUAUGCCCACUGGCAGCGAGUUCUUGCAGUCUUGCAUCGCCAAGUGGUGUUUCACGAACUCUCUAGGCCCAAUUACGGUGUAUCCAGCAACUUCCUGCUUUUUGGAGUCGUAUCGCUUUGUCACUUCGGGCUUGGCACGAGGAGCGAGGCAGGACGUUGCAUUCUUUCUUCCGCUGGGGUACGCCAACGCAGGAAAGCGAGGACGACAGAAAGCAAUCAGAGACAAGUACGGAACUGGGCUUGGCUGGAGCAUAUCUCACGCUGGAGGUCCCUUCAUCUUGACCCCUUCAUCCCACAUGGCCAUGGAGGCUUUGAGACGACUGGGCUUCUUGGACAGCCACUUAAAUUCAGAUGUUUCCGAGGCGAUGUUGGUGUUUGCGAACAUAUCGACGAACAAAAGACUCCUGCGAAAGCUGGAAGCACUCCCUGAACAUGGCGAGCGUGUCGAACAGCUGCAGCACAAGUUCGAGCAAGCUUUCCUUUCUAGCCGCAGUAGCGGACAGUGGCAAAUGCCACCAUCGGAUUCACUGCUUCGCGCAACUUUCGCACGCGCAAACCGUAUUACCGAUGCGUCUGCAUCGAGGGAGGAAGUCUUCGCCGCAAUGCAGGAGUACUCGAAAAAGACAGACCUGCCCAGGAUGAAGACCUACAAUGGCCUUGCCUGGCAAAUUUUGCGGCAUAUGAACCGCAAGGAUCCUUCGCGCAGACUUGCGGUUGAGUUUUAG
Molecule: messenger RNA, 1527 nt
Organism: Symbiodinium sp. CCMP2592
Lineage: Eukaryota; Dinophyceae; Suessiales; Symbiodiniaceae
Source: the annotation of a GenBank genome assembly